AUGGCCCUCUCCAACCCAUUCUCGUCUUCAGAUGCCCCGUCGGCCUCGCGAAAUGCGACGUCCGCCGACAUGAAGGCUGCUGUCAUGCAGCAAGUUCAAGCUGAAGCUGCGUUGAACAAUGCUCGGGCCCUCAUGGAGAAACUGAAUAUGAAUUGCUUUGAGAAAUGCGUUCCAACGCCACCCGACUCCUCGUUAUCGUCGAAAGACCAGGCCUGCCUCAAAUCCUGCAUGGAGAAAUACAUUUCACUAUGGAAUGCCACCAACAAAGCAUACAUCGGGCGACUAAAUCGGGAAGCUCAGAGCGGCAGAUUGAACGGUGAUUCUAGCUUUGGCGGAUUCGGCACAUCCGGUGGUAGUCUGUAA
Molecule: messenger RNA, 363 nt
Organism: Ophidiomyces ophidiicola
Lineage: Eukaryota; Fungi; Ascomycota; Eurotiomycetes; Onygenales; Onygenaceae
Gene: TIM13
Product: protein translocase subunit
Exons: 2
Coding region: 1-363 (120 amino acids)
Source: RefSeq, a predicted model, not a curated record